Molecule: messenger RNA, 5105 nt
Organism: Pipistrellus kuhlii (Kuhl's pipistrelle)
Lineage: Eukaryota; Metazoa; Chordata; Mammalia; Chiroptera; Vespertilionidae
Gene: KANK4
Product: KN motif and ankyrin repeat domains 4
Exons: 10
Coding region: 379-3363 (994 amino acids)
Biological process (GO): negative regulation of actin filament polymerization
Cellular component (GO): cytoplasm; cytoskeleton
Molecular function (GO): protein binding
Source: RefSeq, a predicted model, not a curated record
CCUGAGCCUGCCCAGACUGUCUCCUGGCCCCCUUUGGCCUGCCCCAACCCCCUGCAAAUCCUUCAGGGCCAGAGGUGGUGCUGGGUUUGGAGAAACUGCGCCUCUGCGCGGUGCUCCCCGCCCGCCUCUGCUCCCGGCUGCGGCGGCGGCGGCGGCGGCGGCGGCGGCGGCGGCGGCGGCAGCGGCUGGCGAGACUCUCCGCGCCUCCCUCCUUCGCGGCCGCCUCCUCCCGCUCCUGCGCCCGCCGCCCUGAGGUCCCCGGGGCGCUCUGCACUUGGAAUCCGUGCGUGGAGCUGGAACCUUACAAACUGUCCAACACAUUUGACAGACUCAUCGAAUGAAGAGUGCCUAAGAGACUGACGGUCAGCAUUUCCUAAGAUGGAGAAGACAGAUGCCAAAGCCCAGUCCUCUCAGGGGGAUGAAGAGAAAGGCCCUCCCAAGAGCCUCCCCUACUCCGUGGAGACCCCAUAUGGCUUUCAUUUAGACCUGGACUUCCUCAAGUAUGUGGAUGACAUUGAGAAGGGAAACACCAUCAAGAGGAUUCCUAUCCACAGAAGGGCCAAGCAGGCCAAGUUCAGCACGUUGCCCCGAAACUUCAGCCUUCCUGACAGCGGGGCUCGCUUGCAGACUGCUCUUUCCCACCAAACCUGGUCCCCAGCGCUGGUCAGGAAGGUGUCGCUGGGGACCGAGGAGCGAACCCAGUCUUUGCCGCCUGGGGAGCACCCUCAAGCCUCCCAAGCGGGUGGCAGUGAGGGGAGCUACCACAGGAAGGCCCUGCUGGCCGAGGCUGCCAGGCAGCUGGAGGCCGCUGCUUCCCAGGACCCCGAGCUGCCCUCCGGGAGCGGACGGCCCCAGCUUUUGAGAGCAUCGAGCAUGCCGGCCACCCUGCUGCAGACCAGAGCCUCGGAGGACCCCAGCCUGAACGCAGGGCCCCCCACACCUCCUGCCCUCCCUCCACUUGCAGCCUUUGGCCCCGCGGAAGGAUUUGCGGGUGUUCACGACUCCACCCCAAGAGCUGCCAACCAACCCCCAGGCAGAGAGUUUGGAGACCUGGUGCCAGGGAUUCCGGAGCUGGUCCGGGAGAGGGCGGAGCCUCCUCGGGGUGCAGAAGAGGCCCCUCCGCAGCACCUGUCUCUCCCAAGGCCUCCCUUCUCACCCCAGAAUGCGCUUGUAGUUUCAGAGGAUGCAAAAGACAACCUUCCCCCCAGAGGAGCGGAGGUGGUGGUCAGCCCUGGCUGCCUGACGCCAAGCCCCCCACCUCUGCCAUCCCCCAUCCCGGAGACUGAGCUUCCCCUGGAAGAAAUCGAGCUCAACAUCAGCGAGAUCCCGCCCCCGCCUCCCGUGGAGGUGGACGUGAGAAGCGUUGGCAUCCGGGUCACGGAGGAGAGCCUGGGCCUUGCCCCCACGGAUCCUGGCAGCGUCUCUAGCCUGAGGCAGCAGCUCCUGGCCCUGGAGGGGGAGUUGUCAGGGAAAACAGAGGAGCUGGCCCAGGUCAGAGCUGCCCUCCAGCAACAGGAGGAGGAAAUCGAGGUCAAGAGGCAGAGGAUUCAAGAGCUGGAGUGCACGGUCGCUCAUCUGGCAGAAAAGCUGAGCCACGAGAACACCAAAGACACCCAGGGCCAAGCGGAUGCCAUGGUCAACACCGAGCCUCUCCAGGGACUCCUGACCAGGGAGUCGUGUGACAAGAGCAUUGGUGUGAACCUUCUGAGCAGCACGGAAUCGGAAAGUUGGGGGGCCCGAGGAGAGGAGGAUGACCUGUGUGGGCAGGACAGUCAUCAACAGGGGGAUCAGAGCCCAGCAGAAUUUAUGCCACCAUCCCAGCUGUCACUGCCUCAGGACCCUGAGAUGGUCCUCGCCUCUUCUUUACAUAGCUGCCUCUCCACUGAGCUCAGGAUCGAAGAACCAAGCUCUGAGCUGGAGGGAGACCCUCCGGUCGGGGGAGCAGGAGACUCUUCAUGGAGCAGAGACUCAAAGGCUCCCUCAGCCGGGAAGGAGGAGGCCAAGUCAGAGCUCCCGGGGAAGGAGGGCCCGGGCAGGCCACCCAGCUCACCCACAGAUGCCACUAUCGGGCAAUACGUUAAGAAGAUCCAGGAGCUCCUGCAGGAGCAGUGGAACUGCCUGGAGCACGGGUACCCAGAGCUGGCCAGCGCCAUCAAGCAGCCCGCCUCCAAGCUCAGCAGCAUCCAGCACCAGCUCCUGAGCUCUCUCAACCUGCUGCUGUCUGCCUACUCUUCCCAGGCUCCAGCCCAGGAGUCCCCGGACCCCUCCACUCCUCCGCCAAAGGAGCUCUCCCCGUCGACCAGCCUUAAAUCCAUAAUGAAAAAGAAAGACUAUGGCUUCCGUGCAGGAGGUAAUGGGACCAAAAAGAACCUUCAGUUUGUUGGGGUUAACGGUGGCUAUGAGACCACCUCCAGCGAAGAGACCAGCGGAGAGGACAGCUCCCCAGAAGACUUGUCUGAGAGCGAGGCUGAGAAGAAAUGUGAUGGCCCAGAACACGGAUGGGGCAAGGAUGCCCACCCAGGCUGCAAGGCAGGGCCAGCCAUCUCCGAGGGCACCUGCAACACAGGCCAGGGAAAAGGGCCUGGGGAAGAACCCCUCCUUCCCAAGGCUGAGAGAUAUAAACCCUCCGAAGAAUUUCUUAAUGCAUGCCAGGCAUUGAGCCAAUAUCUACCAGACACCGGGACCACCACUGACCAGCUCUUGAGGCAAAACUUGAACACCAUCAGUCAAGAGUGGUUUCGCGUCUCUAGCCGGAAGUCAUCGAGUCCUGCUGUGGUGGCUGCCUACCUCCAGUCUCACUCCCCACACUUCCUAAAGCUGCUUGUCAACUUGGCUGACGGAAACGGAAACACGGCCCUUCACUACAGUGUGUCCCACUCCAACUUCUCCAUCGUCAAGCUGCUGCUGGAGACAGGCGUCUGCAAUGUGGACCAUCAGAACAAAGCAGGCUAUACCGCCGUGAUGAUCACUCCCUUGGCUUCUGCGGAGACGGAUGAGGACAUGGCUGUCGUCUGGAAGCUCUUACGAGAAGGAAAUGUGAACAUCCAAGCUACCCAGGGAGGCCAGACUGCGCUGAUGCUGGGAGUCAGCCACGACAGGGAGGACAUGGUCCAAGCGCUACUGAGCUGCCAGGCAAAUGUCAACCUGCAGGACCACGAUGGAUCGUCGGCCCUCAUGCUGGCCUGUCACUGUGGCAACGCUGACAUGGUGCGGCUGCUCCUGGCACACCCGGCCUGUGACAGCAGCCUGACAGACAAGGCUGGCCGAACAGCUUUAUCCAUCGCGCUGAAGCCGCCCGCCCAUGUGGAAAUCGCUGAGCUUCUGCAGGCCCACGCAGAGCAAGGCAGGUCCCUGAAGCCCUAGGGGCUGUGGAGGGACUGGCAGCCGGGAACAAAAGGCUCCUUCUCUGGACUCCUCCCUCGCCCAGGGAGAGGGCACGGGUCACAGCCAGAGGGUCGCCCCUCAAGAGAAGAAGCUAUGUCAGAUAUGCACAUACAUUCCUGGGGUAUCAUUCUGCUCAUUAGGAUGCUUUGUAGUUUUGCCUUAGGUCAAGCCCCCAACGCAGGCUGCAGAGCAGGGUGAAGGAGCCGGGCCGGGCGGGCACAUUGGUGUCAUCUAGAGUCCCUAAAGGCCCAGCCCGGAAUUCGUCCUGACUCUACCCUUCAUAGCACCGCGUAGGGAGCUGGUGGGCAGGCGCACAUCAGAAACACAAUACUUUUUACGUGGAAUUUUAAAGUGCACCAUCUCUGUGUUUUUUAACCCAUCAUACAGGAAGGUGUCCCCUGGAAUGUUCAUGUCUAGGGAGGCCGGGGAGAUUUACAUGGUCAUCCCUGCAAUCGUUCUCUAGAUGACCGAGGAGAAUCACCUGGCAGACAGGGGAAACGGAGCAGACCCCGUGUGGGGCCUUGGCUCCGUUGGGGUAGACAGAGAAAGCUUCAAUUCAGGCCAGACAGAAAGAAGCACACUGGUGUCAGUGCCAGACAGACAGUCCUGGCCAUCUGUGGCUCCAGUUUGCUCCAAGGAUGUUGGGAUUAAUCAGGAAAUCCAGUCCAGUGAAGCACAUCAUGUGUAUUGACGCAGAGGCAGGUAUGCCAGCUCUCCUGAAAGAAACAAGUGAACCGACUGAGGAUCCUCCCGGGGUCGGAGACCACAUUUCCUCCAUUGUUAUGUCCAUGGCCGUGUGGGAAUCCCAGCUCCUUUCCCUCAUAGCUGUGUCCAUGGCGGUGUGGGAAUCCCAGCUCCUUCCCUUCAUCACUGUAUCUGUGGUUGUGUGUGAAUCCCAGCUCCUUUCUCUCAUACCCUUCAUGAGCAAAGCAGGAGCUCCAUGAAGCUCAGAGGUUUCCGAGGUCCCAGACUGCAGAGCCUUCCAGCCUGGGGUGUCAUCUGUCUCCACUGGACAGUUCUUUCUUACACUCCCAUAAUCCCAGGGCCCACAUGCUGUAGCUUGCCCAGGGUUAUCUACAAAUUGGUUUUUUUUCUUCAAGUCUUAGGCACAAAAUCACCUUACAUGAAAAAGAGACAGCAGAGUUCGGUGAGCCUCCCAUUGGAAACACAAACGCCUCUUUGCUUGCUGCCCUUUGUGUGAGUCACCAAACCUCCUUGGGCUCCAGUUUCAUUGAUUUUAAAAACAAAAAUUAUACAACCUACCUCCUGGGGGUGUUGUGCAAGGCACAGCGGAUGGAAGUUUGGGAAUCCAGUUUUAAUCCACAGAGACUGACUACAGAAGUUUUCCACUGGGAUUCACAAGAGAGGCUCAAAGUCCCCAAGCAGGACACUGGCAUAUGGCGGUGUUGCUCAGAGGUAGAGAGAAUGGAGCAAACAAUAAGCUAAAAAUGCUUUAACUGGGUUGAUUUUGACCCCAAAAGCAUAUUUCAAGAGCAAACCCCCACAUUAAUCAAUCUACUCCAGUGCUUCUCAAACUCUGACAUGUGUGCAGAUCACCCGGAGAUCUUGUUAGAAUGUAGGAGGUCUGGGAGGGGAAGGAGCUGAGAAUCUGCAUUUCUAGCCACUUCCCAGGGGGAAACCAGUGCUGCUGGGCCACACCACACUUGGAGUAGCAGGGCUCUGGCUUUUGACUGUUUCUAUAUUAAAAUGCUGCCCCUCAA